AUGAUUAUUCCGGUUAGGUGCUUUUCUUGUGGCAAGGUCGUUGGGGAUUUGUGGGAACGCUACUUGCAGCUUCUCGAUGAAGGAAUCCCAGACGGUGAUGCUAUGGACCAGCUUGGCUGUAGAAGAUAUUGUUGCCGGCGGAUGAUUAUGACCCAUGUGGAUCUGAUAGAAAAACUUCUUCGUUAUAACCCCACCGAGAGAGAUCGGGCGAAAUCUCAAGUAUGA
Messenger RNA from Aspergillus homomorphus CBS 101889, 225 nucleotides. Its product is annotated as DNA-directed RNA polymerase core subunit RPB10. Gene Ontology annotation, cellular component: RNA polymerase III complex; RNA polymerase I complex; RNA polymerase II, core complex. Lineage: Eukaryota; Fungi; Ascomycota; Eurotiomycetes; Eurotiales; Aspergillaceae. The coding region runs from base 1 to 225 and encodes 74 amino acids. Gene Ontology annotation, biological process: transcription by RNA polymerase II; transcription by RNA polymerase I; tRNA transcription by RNA polymerase III. The transcript has 4 exons. Gene Ontology annotation, molecular function: zinc ion binding; DNA binding; DNA-directed RNA polymerase activity. The record is from RefSeq and is a predicted model, not a curated record.